AUGGCUGGAGGUGCGGGUAGAGUAAUACAGCCAUAUUCGUGUCAUGAUCCAGUUACUGAUGAAGAAGGUGUUUGCAUGUUUUCCUGGAACUGUCAGAAUUCUAACGGAACACAUUUGACAUACUGUAUGGACAGAUUUUACUUUGGAAGCUGUUGUAAGCUUCCUCCAGGCGUAUACGUAGCAACGCCUCCUCCUAUUAUAUCUAACGAAGUUACUAUUCCAGAAAAAUUUAAGCCAAAACCUAGUACGACCAGCAGGCCGUUAACAGACAAGUUCAACGCAUUAGAUCCAAAGAAAACUACAAAUAAAUUUCAACAGGGAAUUACAAAACCGACGAAAGGAACGGAUUUUCCACCUGGUCUUGUAACGUGGAGGCCUUUAGAAGAAACAGUAACCACUGAAGCUCCUAUUAAGAAGAAACCUACUAAGGUGUUUUCCACUAAACCAUUGCUUACAAGCUCUACUGCGGCACAAGCAGAAAGUUCUACUAGAAGAUCAACUCAAAAGCCAGUUGUGACUGCUUCGUCAACAGUUACUAGAAGAAGAACAAGACCUACCCGACCCCACGGCUCCACUGUGAAACGCAGGAGGCCAACUAGACCAUCUUCCGUCAGAAAUAGCACUUCUACUAGUGUGACUAUAAGAAGAACCAAACCAACACGUCCCUCUUAUCGACCCUCUACUAACUUUGAAAGAGUCACCUCUCAGUACUCAACGAGCACAAUUGGCACUUGGUCAAACAUUCUCGACAAAACUACCCGUCCUCACUUAAUUUUUACGACUAGAAAACCAACUCCAUCUACAACAACGAGACGAGAACCUCUGUCAACUACAGCUCGACCAUUUACAACAAGAACAACCCCAUCUACAACCACAAGAAGAGAACCUCCGUCUACUACAGCGCGACCAAUUACAACUAGAACAACCCCAUCGACGACCACUAGAAGAGAACCUCCGUCUACUACAGCUCGAACAACUGUAACAAGAACGACUCCUUCUACAACGACAAGAAGAGAAACUCCGUCUACAACUGUUCGAACAUUUGUAACAAGAACAACUCCAUCUACCACAACACGAAGACAAACUCCAUCAACCACAACAAGAAGACAAACUCCAUCGACCACAGCUCGAACAACUGUAACGAGAACAACUCCAUCUUCAACGACACACAGAGUUGUCACUACUCGUGGACCAAUUAUCCGAACAACAACGAAAGCAACUCAAACUUAUGGGCAUCUAAGUACGCGAAGACCUACAGAAGUUCCAAUUAGUAGGAGACCCACAAUUCCAGUGAGAAUUCAAACUCCAUUUAGUACUAGAAAACCAUCACCUGUAGUACAGACUCGACCAACAUUGCCUCCGACGUUUUCAUACACAAUAAAAAAUAUUUUGGAAGAUGACGAAACUACAACUGAAGUCAUUACGUUCCCUCCAUUUCCUGGUGUCACAAAAAAAUCCACAUCCGGUGUGCCUAUUACCAGAACUACACCGAAACGACCAACGGUAACACCAAAGCCAAGACCUAGUAGACCUUCAAUAAUCACUAGUAUAACUGAGAAAACGACUUCUGUGCCAACUACAGCUGUUCCUACUACUACAGAGAAGAAAACUCCGAGUCAAGACUACACAACAGAACUUCCUGAUACUCGCACUGCCACUACAGAGGAUAGUUUAUCCACCAUUAGCUCAAGCAGUGGAUUAGCUACUUCAACGCUUAACCCAAACAUUGCUCAAACAACAAAUCUCGGAGAAGACACGACUGAACAAAGGUUUACUAUGACUAACACUAAAAUAACAUUACUUGAUCACUCUCCCUCGGCAUAUCGUCCAGUUCAAGUUUUGUAUGACGCAAAUGGGAAUGAAAUUCACGUAGACGACCAGUCUACUGACGUUACUGCUUCAGAAACAGAUUAUACUCAAAAUGAAAAAUAUUCAACUUCUAGAGAUUGGACAUCGAAUGACACACUAACUGACAUCGAAACCAAAAGCAGCCAUGAAGGAUUCGGAACGACGUAUACGCUUUUUACAACUAAUGUGCCAACAGUAACUACAGACAAAUUUACUGAAAUCGAAGAAACAACUACAACAGAGAAACCCACAGAAGAAAGCCAUAUUAAGCAGCAUUCAACAACAGAAAUGCCUGACAGAAGUGAAAGUUUCAGUACUGUGCAUGAUGAAACUGUCUUUGGGUUAUCUGACUCCACUACUACAGUGAAAAAACAAGAGGACGCCUUAUCAACAAGUCAAACAUUCUAUACUACGAUAGCUGAAAAAGACAAAACAGAUGAAACAGCCUAUGACAAUACAUUAUCGAAGACAACAACGCAGGGAAUUUUCGAUUUUUAUGAAUUUCCCGAGAUGGAGAGUAAACAAAACAAGACCUCAGUUCCCAUCACCAUGAUUGACAAUCAUAGUUCAUUUCCAAAAACAGAAAAGCCGUCAAGUCAAAGUUAUAGUAAAACAACGACAUCAAGUCCGUACAAUAAAAAGAAGCCCGUUUUGCACGACACCUAUCCCGAUGAAGAUAUUUAUGACAUUUAUGAUUAUUAUGAUGAAAUAUUUGAGCCUCAUGAUUUCCGUCAAAAAAUUCAGUCCACGAUUAAAGAUUCCAACAUAGAACAAAAAACGACACUGGAACCCUUAGUAUCGGAAAGUCUCCUACCUAUUUACGAAGCUCUGGUCCAGAAACCUAAUUCAUCGCAUGUAUACCAAGAAGAUCAACAAACAAAACAUUCAACAUUAAUGCAUCAAAACUUCCCACCAGUGUCUACAAAUCCUCCUCAUAAACCUGUAUUCGAACUAGAGCAAGAAAAUAUUCUAACUUCUAAAAGUCCUCAUGUACCAGAAACCCUAGAUCAACAGAAAAUACCUUUAACAGAUGCACAAGUUCAGUUGAACCAAGAGGAAACAAAUGAAAUACAUCAAUCUUUCGUGACACCUUCUCAGGAUAUUUUUUCGGAAAGCACAACCGAGCGUAGUGAAACAGGAAGUAUAUUGGACCAAACUCAGGCACAAGAAAUCAACACUAAAACAAAAUAUCCUACAACUUCUAAAAGUCCAAAUGAGAACGUUGAUUUAUUUACUAUACCUUAUGAUGUAAAUUUUGCUGAUAGGUUAACUACAAUAAGUGUUGAUAGUGAUUUAGAAGAAACGGUUCUUGAAAAUGUGGAUAACAACUCUACAAGUGACACUAAAACAACCAUUGUUACUAUUGAUAAUCAUAAACCGCCAACAACUGAUGAUAAAUUAUUCGAUUCAAAGAUUUCUACACCAUUUUCUUCUGAAGACUUGGAAAAGGACAUUCAGUCUCAUAUAACAAAUCAUUUCGAAAAAGGUUCCACUACAACCAAAUAUUUUCCCACCAAAGAAAUUUUAAUUGAAACAAAACAGCCAUCACAUGAAAUUACAGGCGAUAAUUUUCAUAUUGAACAAACAACAGAAGAUUUUUCAACAAAACGUCAAACAGUUCGGUAUCCUUUUCCCACGAUACACAUGCAAUAUACAACAAAAUACCCUUGGAGUACUCAAUCAAAUAUUCUACAAGAGGAAACUACAAAAUAUAAUCCUCACAGUAACAACAAUGAUGAAACCUCUGCAAAUAUUGAACCAGAAAUUUCGGAAGCGUUAACACAGCUUUUAACUACAAAAGGUGUAUACUCUUCUCCUGACCACGAAACGAAGACUACAGCAAAACCGACGAGUGAUACUCAGCAGGACUUAUUAACUUCAUCAACACAUGAAGAAAGUAUCAUGGAUUUUACAAAAAAUACAGUGAUGGAGAACUCAGGUUCAGAAGAUACUAGAUGGCCAAUAUUUUCAGAGGUUACAAAGAAAUACCCAUCCACAAUUGCCGACUCAUUUAACACGUUGACGGAUAUGGUAGAUGAAUCACGGAUAAAAACACCUUGGAAUGAGGUAAGCACAAAUAUUUUUACUGAAGAUCAAAAAACUACAGCAAAUCGUCAAACCAUCAAAACAACACACGUUGGUGGAGUGACGAAUCCUAUGACAGAAACUGAAAUCAUGAGCACUACAGAUGAUCUAUUCGCAGAGAUGACAAUUUCUACUCAAGAAACUACUCAGCAGUUAAACGAAUCAGUAAAUCAGGAAACAACAAACCUAUUCGAAUCAACUACAAAUUUACCAACAAGCAUUAAACAAGGCACUGCAUCCACUACUACUGAAACUACAAAUGGAGCUAUGACAACAACUGCAAUUCCCAGUACAACAGAAAUUGAUCUUGCAUCAGCAGAUUAUAAAGAAGUGUGUGGUCGACCGAUGCCAGGACCUGUAGGAAGAAUUGUUGGUGGCGGAAAUUCCUAUUUUGGUGAAUGGCCAUGGGUGGUUUCCUUGAGGCAAUGGAAAAAGAACACUUUCCUUCAUAAAUGCGGUGCCACGCUUUUGAAUGAAUUCUGGGCAAUUACUGCUGCUCACUGCGUUGAAAACGUGCCUCUGACAGAUAUACUUCUUCGAUUGGGUGAAUAUGACAUCAGCCAUGAAUAUGAACCUCUUCCUUUCGUUGAAAGGCGAGUUCAGAUCGUUGCAUCCCAUCCCCAAUUUGACCGGAGGACAUUCGAAUACGAUUUGGCACUCUUGAGGUUCUACGAGCCAGUUACCUUCCAAAAGAAUAUUUUGCCUGCUUGUGUACCUACUGGUAAUAACUCCUAUGUCGGAAAGUAUGCAACUGUUACAGGAUGGGGUAGAUUAUAUGAAGAUGGACCAUUACCUGAUGUCAUUCAAGAAGUAGCUCUACCCGUUAUCACCAACAAAGUUUGUGAAAAUAUGUACAGGCAAGCCGGAUUCGUUGAAGAUAUACCGGAUAUUUUCAUCUGUGCCGGAUAUGGAGAUGGCGGAAAAGAUUCUUGUGAAGGAGAUUCCGGUGGACCAAUGGUAAUUCAAGAAGAGGAUGGGCGUUGGGUAUUGGCUGGAGUAAUAUCUUGGGGCAUUGGAUGUGCGCUGCCAAAUCAACCUGGAGUCUACACCAGAAUCACUAAAUUUGCGGAAUGGAUAAACCAAAUUAUUAUAUUCUAGAUCACUUUGGAGAAAAAUACUGAAGAGACAAAUCCAUUAAAGAAU
Messenger RNA from Uloborus diversus, 5076 nucleotides. RefSeq names its product mucin-2-like. Bases 1 to 5031 code for a protein of 1676 amino acids. NCBI's taxonomy places the organism in Eukaryota, Metazoa, Arthropoda, Arachnida, Araneae, Uloboridae. Gene Ontology annotation, biological process: proteolysis. Gene Ontology annotation, molecular function: serine-type endopeptidase activity. The transcript is spliced from 8 exons. The record is from RefSeq and is a predicted model, not a curated record.